AUGCUAAAAAAUAGAGAUAAAGCUGAUAAAAUCAGCAAUAAAAACAACAACAAUUGUAUUAAUAUUCAGCAAAGAGUAGAACAAACACAGGAAGAGAUCAUAGUAUAUAUUAAUCCUUUAUCUGUUGCUAAUAUUAUCCCAAGGUGGGUACACUUAGGGGUGUAA
This is a messenger RNA of Dentiscutata heterogama, 165 nucleotides long. The record is from the annotation of a GenBank genome assembly. Lineage: Eukaryota; Fungi; Glomeromycota; Glomeromycetes; Diversisporales; Gigasporaceae.